Messenger RNA from Bemisia tabaci, 2052 nucleotides. Lineage: Eukaryota; Metazoa; Arthropoda; Insecta; Hemiptera; Aleyrodidae. The record is from RefSeq and is a predicted model, not a curated record.
AUGUCGUCUUUUUGCCCAACCGAAGAUGCUACUGUUGGAGGUAUUGGUAGCUUGAAAAUUAGAGGUAAUGUAGAAAUUCGUGGUACUGCAAGUUUGUUACCUCAAAAAGAUGCAGCGCCCUCUUUGGCUCAGAUUUAUAUUUACGAGAAAGAAGAUGCUUUAACAUUACGAACAUUUAAAGACUGUCACCAAAACAUUCUUCAAGUAAUUCAAGAUGUUUUGAAAAAUAAUCCUUAUGCAAAGAUUUACAAAAGCUUACUGGAAAAAUAUGAAGAAUCAAACAAUGACAAUAACGUGAAUAUAAGUUUUUUGAGGCUGAAUGGAGAUGAUCGUAGACGUUACAACCUUCCAAUCAAAGGUAUCGCAGAAGUAGCAGCAAUAAUUUCAACUGGCAAAGAAGGAGAUAUCCCUACAAACAUUGAUUUUCGAGUUUAUCCAAGGAAUGAUUUUAAUUCUACAAUCAUUCAUAAACUUUCUUCACAUAAUGAACCAAUGUUAUUUCCUCUUUUUUUUCCUUUCGGAACUCCCGGAUAUUCUUUAGAUUUAAAGCAAAACAGUAAAUCUGACUCAAAAAGAAUUACACCUUCCCAAUAUUUUGGACAAAGAUUAUCUAUGAACAAUAAAAGAUUUAAUCCAAUUUUACAUGGAGGCCGAUUAACACAACAAUACAUUAUAUACGGAUACAUUGUUGUUGAAUGGAAUCGAUUAAAUUACAUAAGAAUGAAUCAAAACAUUUUUCGACAAGAAACUUUACAAGGAUUGACAGAUCAUAUUAAAAAUAGCUCUGCGAACACAUCAAAUUUGAUUCGUUUAGGAAAUGCAGUUGUUCUACCAUCGACAUAUGAAGGUAGUCCAAGAUCAAUGCAACAAUUAUAUCAGGAUUCCAUGGCCAUGACCAGAGAAUUGGGAAGACCGGACCUUUUUGUCACCUAUACUGCCAAUCCAAAUUGGCCGGAGAUAAAGGAAUAUUUACAAACAAUGCCAAAAGGAACAUCAACGAGUGAUAUUGCUUACUUCGUAGUUAGAGCCUUUAACAUAAGACUUUCAGCUUUCAUAUCCGAAAUUACUUCUGGUAAAGUUUUCGGUCCAAUUAUUGGAUACAUUUACACAAUCGAAUUCCAAAAAAGAGGACUACCACACGCGCAUUGCAUUUUCAUUUUGAAUCAUGAAAAUAAAUUAUUAACUCCAGAUAAAAUAGAUCGUUUCAUUAGCGCUGAAAUUCCAGACAAAGACGAACAACCAAACCUUCACGAAAAAGUUAUGAAACACAUGUUACAUGGACCACAUUCAGAAAACACGCCGUGUUGGAAUCCAGAAAAAUCUUCGUGUUCAAAAAAAUUCCCUUUUAAUUUUAGAAAUGAAACGGACAUGACCUGUGAUGGGUUUCCAAAAUACAAACGCAAUGACAAUAGACAUGAGCUCAAUGUUUACAACAAAAAAAUAAACGGAAAACGAGUAUUUGUAGAUAACUCAAUGGUUGUUCCGUAUAAUCCUUAUUUAAUCUUAAAAUACGAUUGCCACAUAAAUGUAGAAUAUUGCGGAUCUUUAAUGGCAAUAAAAUAUAUGUUCAAAUACCUGACUAAAGGGCAUGAUCGAAUUAAAGUUUCAAUUUCUGGAAAUGAUAAUAAUCGAAAUAUCGAUGAAAUCUCCGAUUACAUUGACACAAGAUACUUAAGCUCAAUGGAAGCAGCUUGGCGUUUACAACAAAUACCGAUGCACGGCCACAGUCAUUCUGUUAUGCGCUUACCAGUUCAUCUGCCCGGACAGCAAUACGUAACAUUCAAGGAAGUCAAUAAUAUAGAAUUGGAAACAUUCAGAGAAGCAGCAUAUGCGAAAGGAUAUGGUAUGAAUAAAGAAGAUGUUGACGAAAUAAUGAACGAAGCUGUCUCUGUCAUGAUGCCGUCAGGAUUGAGAUCAUUCUUUGUUUACCUUCUUUUAACUUCAGAAAACAUCAAUGGAAAAAGACUUUGGGAAAAAGUCAAGAAUUAUCUAUACGAAGAUAGUAAUGAAAGUAAUGCAAUUUCAGAAAUAGAACAAAAGUUAAACGGUUAA